AUGCUAGAGGGAUCAAGUACGAAUAACUGGGAUGAUAUUACGAAGGUUUUACUUUCAGGUAAGAUAUAUAAUGAAUUCAAUAAGGACGAAGACUCAAGUGAAUAUAAUGAUGUUUGUAAAUUAACCGCAAAGUACCAUACAGAAAAUACUGAACUGGAGACAAUUUGUAAAAAAUUUAUUAGGAGUUUAAAAGACAUACUUUCCAAUAAGUAUAAAGAAAAAUCUAUGGAUUACUGCAUGUUACUGAAAUAUUGGUUAAAUGAUGAACUAAAAAAAAAGUAUAUAACCAGUAAGCCGAAUAGAUUUGGUGAAGUUAUCCUAACCCAAAAAUUAAAUAAUUUGCAAUACAGUGUUUUGGGUGAAACAAAGGAUACAUUUGAAUGCUACGAUAAUUAUUAUUAUUCUAAUAAUUUUGGAGAUGAGAAGGUUUUAACUGAAUAUUUUGUAAAUUUUGAUGAAAUUAAUAGCAAUAUUAAGUCUAAGAAAGAUGAAAAUAAGUAUAUGGUGUAUUUAAAAUAUAUUGAUGAACUAUAUACAAAAAAAAUAUCAAAUGAAAAUUGUUGUAGCACUAAAUAUCCACACCUUUGUGACCAUUAUUUUAGAUGUGAUUCAAUGUACGAUCCCCGAAAUCUUUUAUUUAAAUUAAAUGUAGAUAAAGAAAGACGUGAUAUAAAAUCACAAGCAAAAAGUGUAAGAGCAUCCCAAACACCAAAAAGUGUAAAAGGUUCAGCUCCACAAACAGAAUUAAAUGAAGCUAAUGUUCAGAUUCCCCUUCCUAAUGUCCCAUAUGGAUGGCACAAACGUAGAAACAAAUAUAGAACGAGAAUUAUCAACACCAAGUGCCUUGUGAAUUAUGCAUCUAGGAAUGAAGGUUAUGCGUUGGUAUCUUGUUAUAGCCCUGAAAGAGGACACAGAAAUCUUGAAAAUAUAAUGGGACGUACAAUUGAAGAGGACGAUUUUUAUGAUAAGCUAUCCGGAAAAAAUGGAAGAAAUAAACAAGCUGGUCAUGCUGGUUCAUGGACCCCUACAGUACGAAUAUCUCAUGAUGGUUCAGUUCAAUCUGGAGAUGAAAUUACAGAAGAAUCUAAAACCUCUGUAGGAAUACCUGCAGAAUUAAAAGGUUCCCAAGCAUUAGGUGAAAUGGUAAGGAGAAUAGCAGGUGAAACAUUUGGAAAAUACAGCUCAAGUAAUAAGGUGGCUCAUGAGUUUUCAAACUCAGGGAGAAAUGAUAAUUUUAAUAAAGGUUUUGAAAUGAUGCACUGCGCCCACAUUCUAAAAAAAGAUGAUGGUUCUCUAAUUUGUGAAGAACCAAAAGAAUUUAUAUAUGAAAGCGCUGAAAACCAGGAAGGAAAGAAUUCUCUCUUUUCUAGUAAAUUUACCCCAUUCGGAACAUGGAUUAAUAAGAAGAUGAACAGAACGAAAAAAACUAAGCAGAAAAUGAAUAUGGGAUUUGAGCAAAGUCCUCAAAGGGGAAAUAAGCCCCAAGUGGAAAGUAGUCCCCCUAGGGGAAAUAGACCUCUUACAUCUAGCAGUCCUCCAAAGGGAAAUAGACCUAAUACAUCUAGAAGCCCUUCAAAAGGAAAUAAGCCUCUUACAUCUAGAAGUCCUCCAAGGGGAAAUAGGCCUAUGACAUCUAGAAGUCCUUCUAGGCCUACAAAUAGGAAUCCCCCUAAUAAGAAAGCGCGUAUAUCCUAUCAUGCAUCAUAA
Molecule: messenger RNA, 1707 nt
Organism: Plasmodium gonderi
Lineage: Eukaryota; Apicomplexa; Aconoidasida; Haemosporida; Plasmodiidae
Product: variable surface protein
Exons: 3
Coding region: 1-1707 (568 amino acids)
Source: RefSeq, a predicted model, not a curated record